AUGGGCAGGGAAAACCAGACAUGGAUGAGUGAAUUCAUUCUGCUGGGCUUGUCCAGCUUCUGGGAGACUCAGGUUUCCCUCUUCAUCCUUUUCCUGGCCAUGUAUCUGGUGACCGUGCUGGGGAACUUCCUCAUCAUCCUCCUUAUCAGAAUGGACAGCAGGCUAAAUACACCCAUGUACUUUUUCCUUAGUGUCCUGUCAUUUGUGGACAUCUGUUAUUCCAACAGCAUUGUCCCACAAAUGCUUGUUCACUUCCUGUCAGCCUCGAAGUCCAUCCCGUUCCGCAACUGUUUGCUCCAGCUGUCCAUCUCGCUGGCAGUGGCAAGCACGGAGUUCUUUCUGCUGGGAGCCAUGGCCUAUGACCGCUAUGUGGCGGUGUGCCACCCACUUCACUAUGCAGCCAUCAUGCAUGGAGGACUGUGCCUGGGGCUGGCUGCCGGCUGCUUGGUGGCUGGUUUCAUGAAUUCUCUGAUGGAAACAAUCAUCACCUUCCGGCUUCCACUGUGUAACAAUGUUCUCAAUCACUUUGCCUGUGAAACCCUAGCAGUGCUACGGCUAGCCUGUGUGGACAUCUCGUUCAACAAGGUCAUGGUGGCCAUCUCAGGAUUUCUGGUGAUCAUGCUUCCCUGUUCUCUGGUCCUCUUCUCCUACGGUCAUAUAGUUGCUGCCAUUCUGUGUAUUCGCUCUGCCCAGGGACGCCGCAAAGCAUUUGAGACCUGUGCUUCCCACCUCACUGCGGUUUCCAUGUGCUUUGGAACAACCAUCUUCACAUAUAUGAGACCUGAGGCUGGCUCCUCAGCAGAACAGGAGAAGAUGGUCUCCCUGUUCUAUGCUGUGGUGACCCCAAUGCUGAAUCCCUUAAUCUACAGCUUGAGGAACAAGGAGGUGAUGAGUGCCCUAAGAAGAGUGUGGGAAAAAAUUAGUGAAAAAAGGUAA
Equus quagga is the source of this 936-nucleotide messenger RNA. RefSeq names its product olfactory receptor-like protein OLF3. Gene Ontology annotation, molecular function: G protein-coupled receptor activity; olfactory receptor activity. Gene Ontology annotation, biological process: G protein-coupled receptor signaling pathway. NCBI's taxonomy places the organism in Eukaryota, Metazoa, Chordata, Mammalia, Perissodactyla, Equidae. The record is from RefSeq and is a predicted model, not a curated record. Bases 1 to 936 code for a protein of 311 amino acids. Gene Ontology annotation, cellular component: membrane. The transcript has a single exon.